Molecule: messenger RNA, 1676 nt
Organism: Erythranthe guttata (spotted monkey flower)
Lineage: Eukaryota; Viridiplantae; Streptophyta; Magnoliopsida; Lamiales; Phrymaceae
Product: 7-deoxyloganetin glucosyltransferase
Molecular function (GO): quercetin 3-O-glucosyltransferase activity; quercetin 7-O-glucosyltransferase activity
Source: RefSeq, a predicted model, not a curated record
AUUUAAACAAAACAUCAAAUCUCCGUCAAUGGGUUCCGUCGGUAAUUCGGUCCAUAAACCCCACGCCGUCUGCAUUCCGUUUCCGGCACAGGGCCAUAUAAACCCCAUGCUCAAACUCGCCAAGCUCCUCCAUAACAACGGCUUCCACAUCACCUUCGUUAACACAGAAUACAACCAUCACCGCCUCCUCAAAUCCAGGGGACCCGAUUCUCUUACCGGACUGCCUUCGUUCCGGUUCGAGACCAUCCCCGACGGCCUUCCGCCGCCGUCGGAAGACGACGCCGACGCCACACAGGACAUUCCGUCAUUGUGUGAGUCCACCACCAACACGUGCCUAGCUCCGUUCAGAGACCUCCUUGCUAAGCUCAACGACACCGCCUCGUCCGAAGUGCCGCAUGUGUCGUGCGUGGUUUCCGAUGGGGUGAUGAGCUUCACCGCCGACGCUGCCGAAGAACUCGGCAUCCCUGAAGUUCUUUUCUGGACUACCAGCGCGUGUGGCUUCUAUUGUUACACGCAGUAUGGAAAUGUUAUUGAAAAGGGAUAUGCUUCACUUGCAGAUACGAGUUGCUUGACGAACGGGUAUCUAGAGACAGUGAUAGAAGGAAUACCAAACAUGGAAGGCAUGAGAAUAAGAGACAUCCCGAGUUUCAUAAGAACAACAAACGAAGACGAUAUUUACAUGGUCAAAUUUGUCUUGCAAGAGACAAAAAGAGCCAAGAGAGCUUCUGCAAUUGUACUCAACACAUUCGAAGAACUCGAACGAGAAACCAUAGAUGCACUCUCCUCAAUCCUUCCCCCAAUUUACCCCAUCGGCCCCUUAAAUCUGAUCGAAAAGAAUGUCAUCGAAAACAAGGGUUUGAACCUACUGGGGUCGAAUCUAUGGAAAGAGGAUCAAGAAUGUCUCAAAUGGCUCGACACGAAAGAGCCAAACUCUGUAGUGUACGUAAACUUCGGAAGCAUAACCGUAAUGACGCCAGAUCAGCUGAAUGAGUUUGCAUGGGGGCUAGCCAAUAGCAUGCAGCCAUUUCUAUGGAUCAUAAGACCUAAUCUUGUGUCAGGCGAAAAGGCCGUUCUCCCGGAUGGAUUUCUCGACGCAACUAAAGAACGAGGUAUGCUGGCUAACUGGUGCCCACAAGAGAAGGUACUUAGCCAUUCUUCUGUGGGAGGGUUCUUAACUCACAGUGGGUGGAAUUCGACUCUCGAAAGUAUAUGCAGUGGUGUGCCGAUGAUUUGUUGGCCGUUUUUUGCGGAGCAGCAGACGAAUUGCUGGUAUUGUUGUACUAAAUGGGGAGUGGGAAUGGAGAUUGACAGUGAUGUGAAGAGGAAUGGUGUCGAAACUCUUGUGACGAAAUUGAUGGUCGGAGAAGAGGGACGGCAGAUGAGGAACAAGGCUGUCGAGUGGAAGAAUCUUGCUCGGGAUUCCGCGGAGGGUUCAUCUUAUCGGAAUCUGAAGAAGCUUAUUGAUCAAGUGCUGUUGUCAAAAGUCUGAGAUUGCAAAUUGCUUAUGGGAUAUGUUUAUUUAAAGCUUAAUUAUAGCAAUGAACCAAGAAAUCUCCAAAAUAUUUGUAGUGCAUUUGUGCUGAUUUGGUAAAACAGAGGCUUAGUCCUUGUUUGGUUGGGCAGAUUAGCCAUGAUUAAAUAAAUAAUUGAAAUUUAUUUGAAAUUUAGUACUCUCA